AUGAUCGUCCAUCUCAUUAUGCUUCUGCUCAUGACGGUUUCAGAGCAUUUUGUUACUGCAAAUACACAUUCAGUACUGGAACGAUAUGAAGAACGACUGAAUUCCGCGUUAUCCAGAAGGACUGGUGUCCCAAGAACUGUUAAAAGAUACAAAUGUGUUGAAGAAUACGUGACUUAUGAUCAAAAUGGUCGUGCAGUCACAUCUUAUCAGGGUAAUAAGUUCACAACAACUAUGGAACCACCGACAUAUCGAUCUUCAGGAGACAGAGAGAUUCGUCGGAAGCCAUCAAAGAAGGUAACAAUCGCGAUUCAUCGGAAUUCGGAAGAAACGACAACUCCGGUGACUGUGACCUCGACGCAGAAAGAAGAAACUACAACAAAACCAUUUGAUGAAAUGAAUGAUGAAGAAGCUGAUAGACUUAUUGAGGAAAUGUAUCUUAAGAAGAAGGAGAGUCAUGCAACUGAAUCACCGGAAGACUCCUUGAAAGUACCGGUCGAGGUCAUCGAAUCACGCAAACCUCUAUCUCCACCUUCAUCUUCUGCAAAUGUGUCAAAACAACGGUCCUAUACAACGUCAUCAUCCUCUUCGUCAAACUCAGCAAUUGAACGAUACAACAAUCAGCAGAAUAAAAUAGGAAAUCAAGAUAAUGAAGAAGAUUAUCCAAAUUCAAUGUAUCACAGAGGAUCACGGAAGAGGCCAUAUGAUAUGUCUACUUAUGAUGAUUAUGACGAUAUUCCAUUAUACAGACCAAUGAGAAGAGAAUACCGAAUGCGUCGCAGACGUCCGAUACUCUUUUCUGAUGACUUCUCGGAUGAAGCUGGUUUCGAUCAACAAAUCGGAAACUCUGAUCGUCAUCAAACAACACGAGAUCUUUCUCCAUUAAGAUCAAUGAAACGUCUUCGCCAUCAAAUUCCAUAUAAUCAACCAUACCGAGUACCUGGACCAAUGACUCUUCCAGUCUCUUCGACAACUAAUAUGCUUCAUCGUCCAGUUCCAUUGCCCGGUGCCCCACAACCAAUGAGAAUCCCGCUUCCUCCGGGUGCUCCGAUGCCAAUGCCAUUGGCUCCACCAGGAAUGGCUUUACCACCUUCCCAACCAAUACAACCUGUUCAACAACAAGUGGGUCAUGAUAUUCUUAAGUUGAAGCCAAUUCUACAAUCGAAUCCUCAAGAAAUGCAGGAAGCUACCGCAGAGAGUUGUGCAAAAAUAACAAAACUGGCCAAGAGUUUUAGUAUCAAAGAUGUCUCGAAAUGGGCGAGAGGCAACUGUCCCUUCCUGCAGAUGUAUGCUCCAAACGCCAGCUGUGAACUCAUAUUCCAUUUUAUUGAUUCUUGUAAAAGCAAGAAAUUCUUCUAAACUAUGACUUAAUUUUUCUCAAAAUGUUCUCUGUUUUCUUUGCUCUUUUAGUUUUGUGCUCAUCCUACAUUUAAAGACAUUUCCAACCCAUACGGGAUCAUCUCAUUUUAUUUAUUUCCACAAUUGACACUUUUGUCGUCAGAUUUCUAAUUUAUUGUUUCAGGUUCCUCUCCUUUCCACCAAAAAUGUAUUAUUAAUAUUAUUUUAAUAAUUUAUUCGCAUUCAUAAUCAUUUCAUCAAAUUAUUUAAUUACAUUACAAAGUUCUCAAAACAGAAGAUUCUAAUAAAUAAUUGAAUUAAA
Molecule: messenger RNA, 1657 nt
Organism: Caenorhabditis elegans
Lineage: Eukaryota; Metazoa; Nematoda; Chromadorea; Rhabditida; Rhabditidae
Gene: F01G10.9
Product: aECM cysteine-cradle domain-containing protein
Exons: 7
Coding region: 1-1356 (451 amino acids)
Source: RefSeq, marked reviewed